Messenger RNA from Nannospalax galili (Upper Galilee mountains blind mole rat), 882 nucleotides. RefSeq names its product protein BEX2. Gene Ontology annotation, cellular component: cytoplasm; nucleus. Bases 255 to 644 code for a protein of 129 amino acids. The transcript has 3 exons. The record is from RefSeq and is a predicted model, not a curated record. Gene Ontology annotation, biological process: signal transduction. Lineage: Eukaryota; Metazoa; Chordata; Mammalia; Rodentia; Spalacidae. Gene Ontology annotation, molecular function: signaling receptor binding.
UGUGACGCAGCUCACGUGACUCGCCCACGCAGGCUCACACACCUCCUGGGUCCCUGGACCUGCGGUUCCCGCCCGCUUCCCCUGCACCUGCUCCUGGUGGCGCAGCUCCUGGUGGCGCAGUGAUCGCGCGGCCCCGGACGGAUCGGAAAGGAGACGCAGGAGAGGAGCAGGUCUGAAGGACCAAGUGUCUCGGCUGCGCACCUGGCAUUGAGAAUCCAGAGGAGAAGGAGAAGACAAGGAUAGGCCCAGGAAUAAUGGAGUCUAAAGAUGAACAAGGGGUGAAGAAUCUCAAUGUGGCCAAUGUCCGUCAGGAAAGGGAGGAAAAGGAAGAGAAGCAGCAAGAUGCUGAUAAAAAGGAGCCGGUGGCCCUCCCUUUGGAAGCUGGCGAAUACUAUAUCCCCAGAGGAAAUCGCAGGCGAUUCCGUGCUAGACAGCCCAUCCUGCAUUAUAGAUGGGAUCUGAUGCAUAGGGUUCGAGAGCCCCAGGCAAGGAUGAGAGAGGAGAAUGAGGAAGAAAUGUUUGGGGAGGAGGUGAGGCAGCUCAUGGAGAAGUUGAGGGAAAAGCAGCUGAGCCAUAGUCUGCGGGCAGUUAGCACUGACCCCCCUCACCAUGAUCAUCAUGAUGAGUUUUGCCUUAUGCCCUGAAUUCUGAGGUUUUCUCUGAAGAUAAUAUGGGACCCUACUUCUUAAAUUUACGUGUUUCUUUUGUACUGUUGUAAAAUUUUUUUAUGGUACCUGUUCCCUGUGGGUCUCCACUUACUGCCAGCUUCUAACUGAUAUUAUGUUUUUGACCCAGCCUAUACUUUUGUUAGUAGAAUUUAUCUAUUGCAUGGUAAGAUGCUCAUUACAUAUUGUGGAGUUAAUAAAGCAGUUUAAAAAGGCA